Molecule: messenger RNA, 3179 nt
Organism: Acanthopagrus latus (yellowfin seabream)
Lineage: Eukaryota; Metazoa; Chordata; Actinopteri; Spariformes; Sparidae
Product: LIM domain-binding protein 3-like
Exons: 16
Coding region: 1063-3012 (649 amino acids)
Biological process (GO): muscle structure development; actin cytoskeleton organization; heart development
Cellular component (GO): filamentous actin; Z disc; adherens junction
Molecular function (GO): muscle alpha-actinin binding; actin binding
Source: RefSeq, a predicted model, not a curated record
UUAUUGGCUUGAUUAAGAAGCAUUGAUUGAUCGAUUAACCUCAUCAUUGUUAUUAUCGCAUUUAAAGGAGCAGUCUGUAGUUGUAUUGAAAGAUGAGAUGUUAAUGAGCACAGAAAGAUGUUCAUUGGCUGAAACAAAUGUAAUGAACAAACGGACGUGAAGGAGUUUUACUGUUUUAUGUGGCGGACCCUGCCACCUGUCUCACAGUGUAGUGGGACCUUACUGUAUUACCUCAUUAAUAUGUAAACAUCAAACUGUCAGUAUGACCUACACAGACUACUCCUUUAAAUCGUAAUUACAGGCUUGACAGUGAAGCUCGUCAGUCUGUCGGUCGCUUCCGGUUUCACUCCUGCCUCUUUAAAUAAAGCCCCGCUAAUGAAAAUCCACCGUGAACACCUCCUGCUCCUCCUCCUGCUCCUCCUCCUGCACCCCCCACCACCCCCCACCCCGCUCUCUGCCCGGCCGGCCACCGGAGCCGGUUCCCCGGAACACCGUAGGCUGUCCCGGUCGGUGUGUGCACGGAGCUGCAGAGAAGCAGCAGGUGUCCGCCACCUGUCUGUGUGCGCGCGCCUCUGCUGUCUAAUCCCUCCUUCAUCUUCAUCUUCAUCAGCAGCAACAGGUUGCUCCGCCCGUCCGGGUCCCAGCUCGGUGCGCCGUGUCCCAGCAGCGAGUCUCCUCGCCAGCCGGUCUCCGUGGUUCGGAGGCCUCGGACGGACUCCUCCGGUGUUGGUAAUUUCAGGCUGUGCGCUCGGUUCGGUGCACGGAGCGGCCCUGCUGGAGGGAGCAGUGUGGAGGAAGCAGCGGCAGGUGGGCGGUGACUGUCUGUACAUCAUUUGAGAGACAAGUAUCGGAGCUCUUCAUUUGUGACCUUUCUGUUUAUCAGAAGAUAAUGACAUGGUGGAGGCGGCGCCCCUGAUCGGGUGCGAGGGAAACCCUGGGCGUAGCGGUUGCAUGGAGGAGAGGCUUCUCGCAGCCGGCCCUCCUUCCAUCCCUCCAGCAGCUGUGUGCUUUAACUUUGGUUUAAUUGCCGCCGUCCAUUUGGGAAGAUCUUGAAGUAGAAGAAUGAGCGCCUACACCGUGUCGCUGCCCGGCCCCGGCCCCUGGGGCUUCAGGCUGCAGGGCGGGAAGGACUUCAACAUGCCGCUGACCAUCUCCAGGAUCACUCCGGGCAGCAAGGCGGCGCAGGGUAACCUGGUCCAGGGUGACAUCAUCGUGGCCAUCGAUGGCGUCAGCACGGAGGGGAUGACUCACCUGGAGGCUCAGAACAAGAUCAAGAUGGCUAACUACAACCUGGCGCUCACCAUGAGCAAGUCGAAGCGUCCCAUUCCGAUGAUGACACCACGAAUCGACGCCUCCGCUCUUCCCUCACUGAUCCCCCACCAACAGCCUCAGUCGGUGCAGGUCAACGGCCGACUGUCGGCCUGCAGCGCCUCCUCCGGGCCUGCAGAGGCGGCGGCGGUCAGCCCGAAUCAGAGGAAGCAGUAUAACUCUCCGAUCGGCCUGUACUCAGAGGACACUCUGAGGGAGAUGGCAACCAUUCAGGCGGGUCGGCCUGCGGGUUCUGUCCCAGUUAAAGAGCAUCUUGUAGACAGCGCUUCUGCCGUCUACCGGGCCGUCCAGAGUGCAGAGAAGGACCCAGAGUUGGGUGACAGGGGGUGCCACUGCACCAGCAUGCAGUCCAAGUCUUUCCAGGUCCUCACCCACAUGACCCAAACUGAGUCCACACCAGGAGAAAAGGAGGAGGUGCUUAGGAGGAGCAGCCCUACUGAGCAUGCUCCAGCUUCUGCAGACUCCGCCCCCACUGCUGCUCCACCUGCUAGCGCCGCCCUGCAGCCUUGGGAUAACGUCCCUGCUUCGUCUGACCCCGCCCCUCACAGUCUGAAGCGACAGUCUGCCGCUGGUUACAACUUCCAGCACAAAGCUGCUGUCUCCAGCCCGUACGCUCAGCCUCCUCUGAUGCAUCAGGCACCACAGGCCCCGCCUCCACAGCACUACCAGCCAAUCCCCCAGCAGUACCAGCAGCCUCCCAUGCAACAGUUCCCGCCCACACAGCAGAGCUCCAUUCAGAUCCCUCUUGGCCCCGCCCCUCCCAAGGUGGUCAGCACUGCCUGCAUCUACCCCUCCCAGCCAGGUCCGGCUCUCGCACCAUCUCUAAUCCCACCUCCUCAGCCCCGCCCCCCAGCUACUGCCCCCGCCCCUGCAUCGACUGGCCCCGCCUCUGCUGGCAGACCCCCUUGGGUGGCUGACCCCAACUUCGCUGAUAAGUUCGACCCCAGUAAGAUGACCACCACUGUGAAGGUGCAGCCACUGCCCCAAGCUGCCCCUCCUCCACCAGCAUACAUCCCCAAUCCCUCCCCCGCUGCACCUGCGGCUCCCAGCCCCGCCCCCAUCACACCAAGCCCCGCCCCAUUCUCUCCUGUGGCAAGGGGCGUGGCCCAGAGGGCGGAACGGUUUGCUGCCAGCAGCCGUACGCCUCUGUGUGGAGCCUGUAACAGCGUCAUCAGGGGCCCGUUCCUGGUGGCUCUGGGUCGGUCCUGGCACCCCGAGGAGUUUAACUGUCACUACUGCCACAUGUCUCUGGCUGAUGUCAGCUUCGUGGAGGAGCAGAACAACGUCUACUGUGAGAACUGCUACGAGGAGUUCUUCGCCCCCACCUGCGCCCGCUGCAACACCAAGAUCAUGGGGGAAGUGAUGCACGCUCUGCGGCAGACAUGGCACACCACCUGCUUUGUGUGUGCCGCCUGUGGCAAACCCUUCGGAAACAGCCUCUUCCACAUGGAGGACGGAGAGCCAUACUGCGAGAAAGAUUAUGUCGCUUUGUUCAGCACCAAGUGUCACGGCUGUGACUUCCCGGUCGAAGCUGGUGAUAAGUUCAUCGAGGCUCUGGGUCACACCUGGCAUGAUACCUGCUUCGUCUGUGCGGUGUGCCACGUGAACCUGGAGGGUCAACCUUUCUACUCAAAGAAAGACAAACCUCUGUGCAAGAAGCACGCUCAUGCCAUCAACGUGUAGACCAACGACCAUCGAUAACCACCGCAAACCACAGACAACAACUGUGUAAACGUGUGUGAACGCUCGUUAUGAUGCAAACUAAGAAGUUCACUUUGGUUUGAGACUUUUCUCUCUGAGCAUAAAUAUUAACCAUUAAAACGACGUAGCCUGAUGAUUCUGCUUCAAAA